Molecule: messenger RNA, 1723 nt
Organism: Contarinia nasturtii (swede midge)
Lineage: Eukaryota; Metazoa; Arthropoda; Insecta; Diptera; Cecidomyiidae
Product: protein angel-like
Exons: 5
Coding region: 176-1543 (455 amino acids)
Molecular function (GO): 3'-5'-RNA exonuclease activity
Source: RefSeq, a predicted model, not a curated record
UUUGUUUUGAAUGUUGCAUCAGUUUCCGAAAUUUUGUGUUUGGAAUGUUUUCGUGUAUUUUAAAUUAAAUUCAAAAAUUGUGUAUUGAAAUUGUUUAUGUGUGAUCACAUGCAGUCGUCAAAUUAGUGGAAUAAUUUUCCAAUAAAUUAAUUGAAAAAGUUAAUUAUUUCGUAAAAUGUCGACUGGAUUGAUAAUUCGUCGUGCACUUUGCACCAAUUUAAGAGGCCCACGUAGCCGCAGUGCAUCAUGCCAUUCAAGAUAUGCAGCAAAAGAAUUGUAUUCAAGGUCAACGUAUCAAAUAUCUUUGACUAAAACCAACGGAUACAAUUUUACCAGCAUUUGUUGUUAUAGCACACAAAAUGGACGACAAUGGAAAACCAUUGAUAAUCAAUCAUUUAAGCCAUCAAAAAAUUCAUUCACAUUGAUGUCAUACAAUAUUUUAGCACAACAUUACAUUGAUUCACAGCCUUCACUUUAUCGUAACCAUAAUCCCGAUUCAUUACAAUGGACACAUCGAUUUGAUGUGCUUAAACAAGAAAUCGAUGAUAUUUCACCCGACAUUUUAUGCCUGCAAGAAGUACAACAGAGUCAUUUAAGCGAAAUUUCCGCACAUUUCAAUGAUCAAGGCUAUGAUACAUCGUUAUUUAAAAAACGAACAGGAUUGCAAGUCGAUGGAUGCGCAAUUUUCUUCAAAAAACACCUAUUCGAUUUGAUUGAGUUCCAUUUUGUUGACUAUUUUCAACCGGAAAUUAAAAUACUUAAUCGAUGUAAUGUGGCCGUUAUUGCAAAAUUUGCAUUGAAAUCUAAACCAGACAUUAAUUUUGUGGUAUCCACAACACAUUUACUAUUCAAUCCAAAACGACAUGAUAUUCGGCUGGCACAGUGCUCAGUUCUACUAGCUGAACUCGACCGAAUCGCUCGUGAUGAUGUCAAUCAAUGCAAAACGGUGCCAAUCAUAUUGACUGGUGAUUUUAAUGUAAAACAAGAAUCGGAAGUAUUUCGUUUGAUAAUCGGCGAGGAUAUUGUGCCGAGCAAAGUGUUUGAAAAAAUGAAUUUUCGAUUUGGACAAAAUCGACAAAAUUUAUUGCCACGAGAAAUUGGCAUCUCGGAUCAUUGUCAACAUAUUGAUGUGGCAGAAAAUUUGAAUCGAUACCAAACGGCUUUACGUACGAGUGCACAAAAUGCAAACUGUGAGAGUCGAAUAGUACAACAGCGUGUGAUAAGCGAUGAAGAAAUUGAUAAAUCUGAUCUACCAUUUGAUACCGGUGUAAUAAAACAUCAUUUAAAUUUGUUACCAACAAUAUGUCCAACGAAACCAGUUGUUAUAGAUGAAAAGCAUGCCUCAACAUACCACAACAAAUGGAUAAUGGUUGAUUAUAUUUUCUUCUCCGAAGCGAAUAAUGCGUCAUCAACAUCAAAACUACAAUUGCUUGAAAAUUAUCAAUUGCCCAAUGCCUUUGAAUGCUUUUCCAAUGGAACGAUACCAAAUCAUCAACUAGGAUCUGAUCACUAUUCAGUUGCAGCCCGUUUUUCCAUCGAAUAAAUUGAAUACGUCUCUGAAUAGAAUUAUAAAUAUUUUAAUUUAUUUGUUGUUAUAAUUAGAAAGAAUUUUAUCACUAUGUCGAAAGAGUACCUCAUUGAAUUGUUGGUGCAAACCGUGACAAUAGCGAAUUUUUAACAAAAUAUCAUUUGGUAUUAUAUUUGUGAGUGAGAGUGGGAAAAU